GGAUUUGUCCCGCCCACUUCAUUUUGUUGUCCAAUCAGUGAGGACGUUGCUUUGUUGUCGUACGUGCGCUGAGCGGAACUGAACAGUUGAGGAGGAGGUUAUCUGCUAAAAUCCAACAUAAUAAGAUGGAGGUGGAGCAGCUCCUUUCUCUGUCAGGCUCAGCUCUGGCCCAGGCUGUCAGCUCUCUGCUGGAGACCCCCGGCCUGUAUGUUUUCUCUGACAUCCUGGAGCUGCCAAAUGUCAGAGAGUUGGAAAACGGCCCCCAUGCACCAGUGUACCAUCUCCUCAACCUCUUUGCCUAUGGAACCUACUGCGACUACAAAGAGAGAGCAGCCUCUCUUCCAGAAUUGACUCCAGCUCAAAGAAACAAACUGCGGCAUCUCUCCAUUAUUAGCUUGGCUUCCAACCUCAAGUGUCUACCAUACUCGCUGCUCCUGCAGCAGCUGGAGCUGAAGAAUGUGCGGGAGCUGGAAGACCUGCUGAUUGAGGCCGUUUACUGCGACAUCAUCCAGGGUAAACUGGAUCAGCGGAACCAGCAAGUGGAAGUAGACUGCAGCGUGGGCCGUGAUUUGGGCCCCAAUGAGCUGCCAAACAUAAUCAACACGCUCCAGGAGUGGUGUACGGGGUGUGAGGCAGUGCUUUGUGGGAUUGAGGAGCAGGUCUCCAGGGCAAACCAAUACAGAGAGAGCCAACUGAAGGUCAAAGUCCAGGUGGAGACGGAGGUCUCAAACCUACAGAAAACAUUAAAGGCUAGUGCUGCCUCUCCAUCAUCAGGCCCCGCCCCUGCUGGUGCUGCUUCCAAUCAGGAUGCUGAUCAGCCUGCAGAGCCCAGAGACCCCGCCUCCUCUCAGGAACCAAGACAACCGGGCAAGAAAAGUUCGAAGGUGAAAGGACUGCGUGGCAGCGGGAAGAUCUGGUCCAAGUCUAACUGAGGACCAAAACUGGAACGGGACGACCGCGUCGCCGUCGGACUCACUGAUUCACGGACACUCGGAUGCUCCUUUUCACGUUGCAGUACAUCCCUGGAAUUUUCAACAGACUCCAUGGAUUCAGAAAGCAUCUGACUUAUCGAUUUAACAGCUUUGACACUGCAUGUGUCAAAAGCCUGACAAGCAGACUCUCAGUGUAAAUACACUUGUAACACAUGAAGACGGAGUUCACUUUGACUAUAAAGAGGAGUGCUGGAGGAAAAUCUCUUUCUUUCUUUUUGUUGUUGUUUAGAUGAAUAAAAUGCUGCUUUGCAUUUUUUUUUCUUUCUGCUGACUUGAGGCUUGUAUAAAAUCAGAAUUUAACUUGUCCAAAAAAAAAAAAAAUUAAAGGAAGCUCUGUACUUAUUUGAACUGACUUAUUAAUGUCACUGUCACUUCUUUUAUUAAACGCACUUCAAAGUGCAUCUCUG
Molecule: messenger RNA, 1399 nt
Organism: Oryzias melastigma (Indian medaka)
Lineage: Eukaryota; Metazoa; Chordata; Actinopteri; Beloniformes; Adrianichthyidae
Gene: cops7a
Product: COP9 constitutive photomorphogenic homolog subunit 7A
Exons: 8
Coding region: 126-932 (268 amino acids)
Biological process (GO): COP9 signalosome assembly
Cellular component (GO): COP9 signalosome
Source: RefSeq, a predicted model, not a curated record